ACUGGACCAAAAUCGCCUUUAAAAUACUUAGGUCGAUAUUUAGUUAUCCACUUUAUAUGGUUAAUUCCCAUUACGUUCUUUGGGUGAUAUUGUGUUACUCUAUUGCUUGAAUCGUUAAGUUCUUGUUACUUCCUUUGUUUUAUCAAGAUGACUCGUCUACGUAUAGUGACUAAUUUGAAUGCUUCUGGUUGGGGUCCUGAUGAAUCUGAUGAUCAGACUGUUGUAUCGUCUCUUGGUAGUUUAAGCAAGCUUCCACUGGAGCCUCGUUUGAAAUUUGACCGACAGCUUCGCGUUUGUGAUUUUACCUAUUUUACUUAUCAGAAGAAUAUUCGUGAUGCUGGUCGUUACGGUCGUCAGCCCGUUCCGGUUGUUGUGGACGAGGAGAUGCAAUUUCAGACAGUUGACGGUCGUUCAUUAAUGAAGGCUAAGAAUAUGCAACAUUACCGUCGUAAGGCUGUUCCUAAGCAGACUACUCAAGCUUUUAACCAGAAGCAGAUGGAAGAGGAGGCUAUGAUAAUGUCGGCCAAGCAGAAGCACCCUGAGAUGCGCAAGCAGCGUAUGAUGCAUUCUCGUGGCAAUCGUCCCACUGCUCGUCACCACACAUUCAAUGAGUGGAGCAUUGAACCAUCUCACAGUUGGCAUCUGCUAUCUGACAUUCCAUUUAGUCAGUUGUCUAAGGUUGACCUUCCGGGUAAGGUCGUUGGUACAGAUGUAACUUGGCGUGGUAAAUUGGGUGUCUACGACAAGCGCAUGGACCACAUUUCUGCCAAGUCUGAGGUUCCACUUCAGAAUCUGAAUGAUCAAUUCGAUUAUUACUGGACUUCCACUAAUGACGACGACUGCAUAAUGGACUAUUUGUUGUCUACUCAGCGUCAGGAGUCUGCCGACGCUGGUGAUCACAUUAUUUUGGGUGCUACUGACCAGAUUCUUGCCGUUUUGAUGACUGCCGCUCGUUCUAAGUACAGUUGGCAUUUGAAUGUGACUAAGAUUGACAACAAGAUCAUUAUUGACAAGGCCAACGGAUCGAUUAUUGACAUGCUGACUGUGAAUGAAACAUCUCCGGAGCCACCUCUGCCAGAUGCUGAGAUUAAGAUAAACCGUCCUCCAGCACUGGGUUAUGAGGCUGUUAAGGUUAACCAAUGUUUACGUCAACAGGUUCUUGUUUCAGGUCAAUUUAGUGAUGAGUUUGAGCUUCCUCCAUUUGUUGAGGAGGGUGACAACCCAUCUACCAUGGCUUAUCGUUACCGUACUUUUAUGGUUCCUGGUGACAACCAUGGCCACGGGUGGUCUCGCGUUCCAAUUCACGUGAUCACUCGUGGUGAGGUUCACGCUCGUAUUCCUGGUGUUUCCAAUGGUGGUUACACUUAUGUCUGUGCUUUGAACGAGCUUCCUCACAAGACUCAGAAGUCCUGGCGCAUUCAGAUUGAGACUCAGAAGGGUGCUCUUUUGGCGAAUGAGAUGCGUAACAACACUGCUAAGAUGCAGCGUUUUGCGGCUUGUGCUAUUAUUAGUGGUUGUGACACAUUGAAAUUGGCGUAUGUUUCAAGGCGUAGUCCUGGUGACGCGGAGCAUCACUCGAUCAUCGGCAUACACACUUACACUACGGAGAAUUUGGCUGUUCAGAUGGGUUUGAAUAUGCGCAACGCAUGGGCUGUGGUUCGUCAUAUUUGCGCCUUGAUUAUGGACCGUCCUGAUGGUCAGUACAUCCUUGUGAAGGACCCCUUGAAGGCUAACAUUCGUUUUUACGCUGCUCCUGAGGAGGAAGAUGUGGAAUACCCGUCUAAAGAAUGAUUGUGUAUUACCCCUUUGGACUUGCGUUCAAUUUUAUUGAUCUCU
Messenger RNA from Babesia bovis T2Bo, 1836 nucleotides. RefSeq names its product Eukaryotic translation initiation factor 3 subunit 7 (eIF-3) family protein. Gene Ontology annotation, molecular function: translation initiation factor activity. Gene Ontology annotation, cellular component: eukaryotic translation initiation factor 3 complex; cytoplasm. Lineage: Eukaryota; Apicomplexa; Aconoidasida; Piroplasmida; Babesiidae. The transcript has a single exon. Gene Ontology annotation, biological process: translational initiation. The record is from RefSeq and is a predicted model, not a curated record. The coding region runs from base 148 to 1791 and encodes 547 amino acids.